This is a messenger RNA of Asterias rubens (European starfish), 1516 nucleotides long. Its product is annotated as ATP-dependent Clp protease proteolytic subunit, mitochondrial-like. Gene Ontology annotation, molecular function: ATP-dependent peptidase activity; serine-type endopeptidase activity; ATPase binding. Gene Ontology annotation, cellular component: endopeptidase Clp complex. Bases 55 to 777 code for a protein of 240 amino acids. The record is from RefSeq and is a predicted model, not a curated record. Gene Ontology annotation, biological process: protein quality control for misfolded or incompletely synthesized proteins. The transcript is spliced from 7 exons. Lineage: Eukaryota; Metazoa; Echinodermata; Asteroidea; Forcipulatida; Asteriidae.
GCAAGCGUAACAUUUGCAAUUUCUCUUGAAGUUGAAGCACGUAACAAAAACAGUAUGCCGAUGCUGCGGUGUUUAGGUAGGGUACUUUCCCAACCCAAAGUUGUCUCACACUGUCGGCAGACACAACAAUUGUUUUCUGUCUCAACCAAAGUCCACUCUCCGAUGGUGCCUAUAGUGAUUGAACAAACAGGGCGUGGAGAAAGAGCUUACGACAUCUACUCAAGAUUGCUCAAGGAACGUAUCAUCUGUCUCAUGGGCCCAGUUGAUGAUACACUAGCCAGUCUGGUUGUGGCUCAACUCCUAUUCCUACAGUCUGAGAGCAACAAGAAACCUAUUCACAUGUACAUCAAUAGUCCAGGAGGGUCAGUGACAGCUGGUCUGGGUAUAUAUGACUCAAUGCAGUACGUCCUACCACCAAUAUCUACAUGGUGCGUUGGGCAGGCGUGCAGUAUGGCGUCGUUGCUCCUAGCGGCAGGUACUCCAGGUAUGAGGUAUAGCUUACCAAACUCCAGGGUCAUGGUUCAUCAGCCAUCGGGCCAAGCAGCGGGUCAAGCCACAGAUAUUCAAAUACAGGCAGAAGAGAUCAUGAAGAUUAAAGCUCAAAUCAACCAGUUAUAUUUAAAGCACACGAACCAGCCGUUAGCAACAAUAGAAUCAGUGAUGGAGCGAGACAGAUUCAUGAGUCCGGAAGAAGCAAAGGAGUUUGGAAUUAUUGACAAAGUUUUAGAACAUCCCCCUCUACCAGGGGAAAACAACAAAGUAAACAAGAGUGAUUGAUGACAUCGUCUUUAUCCAGAAAGACUUUUAUCUUAAGGAAAACUUUGCCUCAAAUAACGUUGCUAAGAAACACAACUUCACUUCAGGCUUUUUUUAUGAUGAGCCCUAGGGUUAGGGCGUUUAACCGGUUUACCGGAAAAUUACAAUUUCCUCAUAGGUUGCCCUUUUGUCCCAAGGAGAAAAUGCCUUGGUGCCCUCGCCCUUUCAAAAACGAGCAUACGAGGCCACAGUCUACACCUGUGCCUUUUACAGAUUGGCUCAUAACUUUGAUUUGAAUUGUAAGAACUGGUUUAAAAAGACAUCACAACUGAAACAUAAAUGUAAAUGCACAACUCUAAUCUUGACAGAUUUCUCAAAAACAAUUUGUUCAUACUGAUUUCAAUCCAUGAUGAGCUUUUGGAAGUAUUGCCGAGUUCUAAUCAAUUCUACUUUUCUCAAAGGUGCCAAGAUCCUUUCAGGAAUGUACUCUGCUGAACAAAGGCAUGAUAUUCUUCCUACUUUAAUCAGAUUUUCAAUAUUUUUUCCUCCUUAAAAAAAAAUCAAAGAAAUGUUAUUAAUAAUAGCCUGAAAAGACUAUCAAAUCAUCUUCCAUGUGUACUUGUAUGUCAGCCCUUGUACUCGAUCAAAUGUCCUACUUUUUUUCAAUGGCCUAAUACCAUGCCUGCAAACAGCUGGUAUCAGUAGUGUAAGAUACUUGGUUUUCUAAGUGAUUAAUAAAUAUUAUUAAUAUUUUAGAGGA